AUGCCAUCCGCUGCCUUUGAGAGCAUGUGCAUGCCUCGCCUGGACAUGUAUCCUCGGGCACAGGAAACGAAGGCCCAGCGACAACACGAGUUGAAGAACACGGCGAUGUGCAGGUUCUUCCUGGAGGGCAAGUGCAGCCGUGGCAACAAGUGCUCAUUCGCCCACACCAAGCAGCAGCUCAGGGAGAAGCCGGACUUCCGCCGCAUGAAGCUCUGCUGGGACUUCGCCUCCAACGGCACCUGCAAGUAUGGCGCUCGGUGCACGCACGCCCAUGGCCUCCAAGAGCUCCGGGAGCCCGCCCACGUGCCAGCGGCCGUCGGUCUCCUGCGUCGCCAGCUCACAGACACCUCCUCCGAAGGCACCCGCGAGCUCCGGGAUACCUCGACAUGGUACUCGUAG
Molecule: messenger RNA, 399 nt
Organism: Symbiodinium necroappetens
Lineage: Eukaryota; Dinophyceae; Suessiales; Symbiodiniaceae
Source: the annotation of a GenBank genome assembly